AACAACACAAAGCAAUAACAUAUAACUCUUCAAUCAAACCUCACAGAUUCUUUUGGCAACCAAAUCAAGUCACAUAUCUGUCAUCAUGGCUCACACAACCGAAACCUACUACUACUACGUCCCCAACCUUCAGGCCCUCGACCCUACAGCUCGCGAAGUCGAUCCUUCAGCUUACGCCUGGGUGCAACCCACAAUCAUCGAGGACGAGGAUCUCACUUUUGGCGGGAAGGCUUUGAGUACCUGGUACGAGGAGGAUCGUCGUCGUCACAGCAGUGGCAGCGAUGAGGAGGAGCGACGCGGUCGUGAGCGCGUGCGAAGAAACUACUCGCGCUCUGGCAAGUCGCAUAAGAAAUAAAUACAUUUCCCUCCUCUAGAAGCAAGGAAGCGAAUGCGGUUCCCGACACUAUGAUACCCCUUUAGAAAACCGACACCCGAACCUUACGACUACUCACCGCCG
This is a messenger RNA of Fusarium redolens, 457 nucleotides long. RefSeq lists its product as uncharacterized. The transcript has a single exon. The record is from RefSeq and is a predicted model, not a curated record. Lineage: Eukaryota; Fungi; Ascomycota; Sordariomycetes; Hypocreales; Nectriaceae. Bases 86 to 355 code for a protein of 89 amino acids.